AUGGGGUAUUCGCAUUUCGACGAUUUCGUGAUCAAGAGCAAGAUGUUCUUUUUCGCUAUAAUCGUUCUCGUUUUCUUGGAGAGACCGGCCGUGGCUGCUAGGAAAUCGGAUCUUUUGACAGAUUUGUUUCCGGCCGGCAGAGAUGAGAUGGUGAAGUGGGCCGGUUAUGGGGAAGAUAAGCUCUCGACGGUCGUGGUUGGUGGAAAGAUUAUCUGCCACGGCGGUGGUGCUAUAGAGAAAGCUUCGCAUCCAGUGUCAGGUGCAACAGUAGUGGUUUUAUGCGGAUCAAGCACGAAAAGGAAGAAAUCGUGGGCUAGAACUGGCACGGAUGAUUCUGGAAACUUCUUGAUCGAUCUACCUUCGCAUCUCCACGCAAUCCCAAACUUGGAAAAAAUAUGCCACAUCAAAGUCGUUCGUCUCCCGAAAACUAGUCCUUGUUGUCCCAUGCGCAAACAUAACUCGAUAAAACUAACAUCGAACGCUGAUGGCAUCCGUAAUUAUACAACUGAAGACAUACACUUGAAGCCUCACAAGCGCGUAUGA
Striga hermonthica is the source of this 543-nucleotide messenger RNA. NCBI's taxonomy places the organism in Eukaryota, Viridiplantae, Streptophyta, Magnoliopsida, Lamiales, Orobanchaceae. The record is from the annotation of a GenBank genome assembly.